Anastrepha ludens (Mexican fruit fly) is the source of this 3752-nucleotide messenger RNA. RefSeq names its product protein Optix. Gene Ontology annotation, cellular component: nucleus; transcription regulator complex. Bases 980 to 2356 code for a protein of 458 amino acids. Gene Ontology annotation, molecular function: DNA-binding transcription factor activity, RNA polymerase II-specific; RNA polymerase II cis-regulatory region sequence-specific DNA binding. Gene Ontology annotation, biological process: regulation of transcription by RNA polymerase II. The record is from RefSeq and is a predicted model, not a curated record. The transcript has 4 exons. NCBI's taxonomy places the organism in Eukaryota, Metazoa, Arthropoda, Insecta, Diptera, Tephritidae.
GACGGUCGCGACAACGACUAUUUGAGUGCUCGAUCCCAGCAACGCCGCCACGAGAACGCAAAACGAGUUUGGUGAAACGGGUCCGAUAAUUUACACGCAGGCGUCGCCGCAGCAGCCGCACCAACAACACCAGCAGCUGCUGCAUUGGCAGCAUCGGUAGCAAUACAACGGUAGCAGUGGCACCACCAGCAACAGUGGCUAUCACAAACGCAGAAGCGGUGGCAGUUAAUUGGCAUUCGCCUACUUGCAAAGCUUACCUACGUGUAGACGCGCAAUAACCCCGUCGCAAAGUAGCACCGAUCCGAUCCGUUCGUUGUUCAGUGCAUAAACCGCGGUCGCAUCAAUGUCCUAUCCGGUUCCGAUUGCCUGCGAGAUCAUUGCUGCGGAUUAAUUCGCAAGUCAACCGCGUUAUAGGAAUGAACGGCUUGAUUGGUGGCCACGUCCCAAUAGGCUAACGGUGCUGUGCAGUUAAGUGUGAAAUCGUACGAUCGGACAGCAAAAGUGUUGGAAAAUCGAAUAGCAAAACAAAAACAAAAAUUUAUCACUCGUCUAAUAACAACGCGCAACUGUUUAAAUGAGUGCUGUGAUUUAAGUUAAAUAAAAAAAUUUUACAUCUACGUACAUCUUAGAUGAAUUCUACUGCAAAUCAAAACAACAGAAGAUGUCCAUUAAAAAUGAAGUGUUCUUCUGCGCCAGCUAGAAAUCGUUACAAUCGAUUCGAUUAAGUUUUUGAUGUGUUUAGUGAACUUGAUUUGUCAUACACACAUACAUAUAGUACAUACAUACGCACAUACACAUGCACGUAUUGUUAAAAUAUCUUUCGUUUGGCGUUUUGGCGAGCUCCAGCGCAUAGUAGAUUUAUAGCUGUUGUUGUUCUCCUUGUCGCUCUUGUCGCUUUUGCCGCCGCCGCUGAAAAUUACACAAAACUCGUGGUCCGGAAUAGUAUGCGAAAUUGUUCACAGUGGAUUCAACGAAUAAAAUGGCCGUUGGACCGACGGAGGGCAAGCAACCUCCUUCAGAGACAUUCUCGCCCACACAUCAGAUUAUAGCACCCAGCCCAAUAUUGGCAGUGCCGACGCUCGCCUUCUCCGCCGCGCAAGUGGAAAUCGUCUGCAAAACCCUGGAGGACUCCGGGGACAUAGAGCGUUUGGCGCGCUUCCUAUGGAGUCUGCCGGUGGCCUUGCCGAAUAUGCAUGAAAUAUUGAAUUGUGAAGCCGUACUCAGGGCGCGGGCGGUUGUGGCCUAUCACGUCGGAAAUUUCAGGGAGCUUUAUGCAAUAAUAGAAAAUCAUAAAUUUACAAAGGCAUCUUAUGGCAAGUUACAAGCAAUGUGGCUCGAAGCUCACUACAUUGAAGCGGAAAAGUUGCGCGGCCGAUCACUGGGUCCUGUGGAUAAAUAUCGCGUUCGAAAAAAGUUUCCUCUGCCACCAACCAUUUGGGAUGGUGAACAAAAAACACAUUGCUUUAAGGAGCGAACGCGAAGUUUGCUGCGAGAGUGGUACCUUCAGGAUCCGUAUCCGAAUCCAACAAAAAAACGUGAAUUAGCGAAAGCAACCGGCCUCAACCCCACCCAAGUUGGGAACUGGUUCAAAAAUCGAAGGCAAAGGGAUCGUGCAGCUGCUGCCAAAAAUAGAAUACAACAUAAUCAAAACAAUUCCGGCCACCUCUGUCGAAGUCGUCGACCGGAAGGAGUUCCUUCUCCAAUAGCAUCGGACACAUCAGACUCGGACAUUUCAUUGGGCACCCACUCACCUGUUCCUAGUAGUAUACAACUACAACACAGUCCGGGCUCCACAUCGAAUGGCGCCAACGAUCGCGAAGAGAGUCUCAGCAUUGAUGAUGAUAAACCACGCGACUUGGCCACCUCUAUAUCGGCCAGCCAUUUGGUAGCAGCAUCCACAUACGCCACAACCGCACCGCUAUCCACCUGCUUGCCACCUUUUAAAUUGGACACAGCCACCAGCCUCUUCAAUGCCGGUUGUUAUUUGCAAAGUUUUAGCAAUCUCAAGGAAAUGUCCCAACAAUUCCCGAUACAGCCGAUCGUCAUCAGGCCACAACCACAAUUGCCAGCUCAGGCGCAUAGCUUGAAUGGCAGCCACCUGCACGUCGCCAUCAAUUAUCCGCCACCUGCUUAUGCGGUGGAUUGCACACCACCGAAAAUUCGCGUCAAUUCUCCAGAAAAGCUCAACUCCACCGCCAACAGCAUAGCGGCGACACUGAAUACCGUUGCGGCAUUACAGGACACUUCUGCGUACCAACAUCAUCACCAUAGCGCACAGCUGCUGCAUCGACCAUUCUCCACGUCGCCGGACUUACCGCACAACAAUCACGAUGCCGCGCCACCGGAGAUCACAUGAUACAACAGCCGUCGGCACCCAUACAAGCACUAAUACUCGACAACAGUAUAACUUUGUAGUAGAACUCCCCAAGCGGAACCCUGUCUGAAGUGUGUGUGUAUUGUUUGAAGGAUGCGCCAUUUUAUUAAUUCGAUUUCCCAUUUUUUAGCUUUUAUCGAACUGGUUUGCAUAUUUUAGAGAUUUUCGUUUGAUAAAAUAAUAUUUGGAUAACUCAAAAGUGGUUAAAUGUUGAAGAAAAACUUUACUUUCCUAUUCUAUGUUCAAUAAAAAAAAUCGUUGGCAAAAAGAAGGAGAUAUUUUCAUUGGGUAUCCAUCAUAAUUUCAUUUGGAGCUACUGCUGUGUUUCUGAAGAGAAAUGUUUGUAUUCGAGACAUGAGUUACUCACUUGAAAGUUUCUCAGCGGAGGCAAAACUGUAGAAUACAAAGUUGAAUAGUAAAAUUUAAAAAAAAUAUUUUUUCCCCGUGCCUGCAUAGGUGCAAUCCAUGGUGAAAAGAUUUUUAGAGGUGUACUGCCUAGCAGACAGCUAUUCGGCUCUGAGCGAAUUUGAUUGAUAUGCCGACGUCAUUCGUUCUGUAUUUCUCUAAGCUAAAGCGAAAUUCUGUCAAACACAAAACGAAUGUCGUAGCAUUCAAAGUUCCCCUCAAAUUUUUUUUGCACCAUACCUAACGAGCAAACCUGGUAUCUAUCAUCCUUGGGUGCAAUCAAUAUUAAAAUAAUUUAUAAUUCACCAUAGGCGCAAUAUGAAUUUUGAGAAGUUUUGCUCCAAAUUAAAUCAAGGGGGAGGAGGAUUCACCAUACACGCACACAUACGACAUUUUAAGAGAAUUUCAAAUAGUAUUAGCCUUUUACUGUACAGAAUAUUUUUUCAUUACAAAAUGUUAUACAUACCAUAAAUAUGUGUGUGGGUGGUGGUGUGGCUUACAUCGCGUGAUCAAAUGAUUCUAAAAUAUGUAUGCUGAGUAAUUAAUUCAUAUCCCAAAGCGCAUACAUACAUACAUACAUAGAUGCAUGCACAGCAGCUGGAGUUCGUGGAGGUACGAGUUAAAUAAAUUGUUAAAGUCGCGCGCUGACCAGUGGAAAUAUUACAAUUAAUUAAUCUACUUAUAUUCAUAUUAUGUGGUAUUCACUUUUCGAUUAUUUGUAUUCGUAACUUUUACGAUUUAUGUUUAGUUAUUAAAUGUAUUUUACAUUUCGCACAACUUCAACUGUUUUGUAGGUAACGCAAGUAAAUAUCUCAAGUUGGAAUGAGAAAAACUAAAUAUUAUAUAUAAAUCGCAUGUUAAUUUUGAGUGAGUCAAUGUAAAUAGAUCGUAAGACCCAAAAAUAUAAUAUACAUAUAGCUUAUCAUUAGAAUGCAAUAAAUGAGUUGAAAUAACAUAAAAUACAAAUACCAAA